Messenger RNA from Hyaloperonospora brassicae, 1746 nucleotides. NCBI's taxonomy places the organism in Eukaryota, Oomycota, Peronosporomycetes, Peronosporales, Peronosporaceae. The record is from the annotation of a GenBank genome assembly.
AUGCCCCGAGCCGCCUCCGACACGGACGCCCAGCACCGCCGCGCCAAACUCCGUCCGCCGUGGCCCGCGCCCGCGUCCACGUGCGCCGCCCACACGCGCCCCGAGUCCCUGCGCGCCCGCGACGAGCAGGAGGUGCUCGACGUGCUGCGCGCGCAGUUCCGCCACGAGCAGCGCGUGACGUCGGACGACGUGCGGUUCGUCGUGCGCGCGGUCGCCAGUCACGAGGGCGCCGCCGACCUGCCGCCCGACUUUCCCUCCACGCGCUGGAUCCUCGCGUUCAAGCGGGCGCACGGCUUUGCGCCGCCUGCCACGAGCGCCGCGUCCCGCGGGCCCGAGCGCCGUCUCAACGCGGACAGCCGCAGCAGUCGCCACGUCGGCCGCAGCAGCAGCUGCAGCAGUGACGACGACGACGACCACCGCGACGCGACCAGCGGCGGCCCGUGCGCGAGUCGCUUCGCACUGGUGCACGCGCCCCACGAGGACGCGCGAGGCGGCGGCAGACGCGGCCCACUGGACGUCCGCGACGCGCCGCUGCUGCAGCGCACGCGCCGACAGCAACACGAGCGGCGGUCGCUCGUCGUGCACGGCCGGCGCGUCGGCGCUGCGUGGCCGCCGUGCGACCAGACGACGUGGGACCGCGAAGACGUGGGCUCGAACGCCAGCAGCGGGAGCGGCGACAGCGAGAACGGCGCGACGACAGGCGACAGCAGCAGCAGCAGCAGUAGCAGUGCUGGUGGCGUCGCCUCGUCUGUGGCCGUGGACAGAGACGGCACCGCCAGCUGCAGAGAGGUCGGCGGGGGACACCACCGGGACGCUGUCGCUGUCGCGGCCGCUGCCGUUGCUGCUGCUACGAUCCCGAGCGGCGGCUGCAGCAGCAGCACGAGCGGCAGCAGCGGCAACAGCAGCAGCAGCAGCAGCAGCACGAGACAUGGGUACAAACUGAGCCACACGGUGCCGUCCGAGACGUGGGAAAAGGCCAUUGUGGCCGUCGAGCAGCAGGGAAUGAGUCUGCGCGCGGCGGCCAAAGUCUACGGCGUGCACUUUGCCGCGCUCCACCGCCGCGUGAAGAAGCGGGCGCAGGAAGGCCAGUCGUCCAAGGCCACGACCGGGUACUUCCACCAGCGAGACGAGACCGGCAUCAUGCGCGUCGUCGUGGCCCGCGCCGAGCUGGGCGUGCUCAUGACGUUCGACGAGCUCAUGAACCUCGUGGAGGCCGCGGCGCUGCGGAAGCUGCCCGACAUCUCGGUCAAGCACGCGCGCCACUUGAUGGUGCGCUUCCAGUCCCGCAACGAGCAGGCGAUCCGACACCUGAUCGUGGACUGGCCCCCGCCCGUGGCGGCCGUGUCGGUGGGCGUGGUCGGGAGCCACUACCACUUGGAGCACCCCGGCUUUGUCUACGGGUCCGACUCGGAGGCGUCGUACUCCGCGAGUAUGCAGCGCGCGUUCGCCACUUGUACGGCGAGUGGCGCCGUGACGGCCGCCGUGACGACUGCACCGCUUUCGCCGUUUCUGCCGCCGCCACCGCCGUCGUCGUCGUCGCUGCCGGUUAUUGGCAACAGCUGCGGUCGACCCAUGCUGCCGAGUCUGACGGUCGACCUGAACUUCCUGCGGCCGCCGAUCGCACAGCCGCAACAACUGCAGCUACAGCCGUCACAGCAGCAGCAUGCCGUCUUAAUGCGUGCAAUCGCGCUACUCCGUGUGCUCAGCAGUCUCCGCGUCUCCACCCACUCGUGUCUCCACCCGUGA